Pseudo-nitzschia multistriata is the source of this 3773-nucleotide messenger RNA. Lineage: Eukaryota; Bacillariophyta; Bacillariophyceae; Bacillariales; Bacillariaceae. The record is from the annotation of a GenBank genome assembly.
GGCAGUACAUCGACGUGAUGUUAUUUGAGCACCGUACCUGACGAAUGAGAAACAACAAGCCAAGGUACGACUCGUCACCUAGUUGCAUUUUAUCUAUUUCGGUCUUCCGAUGAACGCUCACACCUGCAGCUACAACAAAGAUUAGUUUCAUCUCGAAGCAUAUGUUGCUAGCAGUCGCGUGCAUCGCAAUUUGAAGUCACGACGCAAGACGAAUCCGUCGAUCAAGGGCAUUUCUACGACACAAGAGUAGCAGCCGAUGUCAAUACAAGGAUGWCGGAUCACAUCAAUAACUCCGCUUUUGACGUGCUUUCGACAGUGUUGGUUUCUUCCCUGGAUUAUGUUGYGAAAGAUUCACAGAAAUUGGUCGAUAAUCAUGUAAAUAUUCAUACACAGAAUUAUCCUUAUGAYAAUMUACCAUCCGAUGAUUUUUCGUCACCGUCCCUUUCAUAUUCUCGUUUUCUGAACAACGACACCAACCGAACCAUUGCGUCUAUUGAGAAAGUCAAUGGAACUACAAGCACUCUUGGUGGUGGCGGCAAAAACAACGASAAUCGCACCACAACCUUACGGGACAUAGCAAGAGGAGCCGCAAAGAAYACCACCGGUGGAGGGGACGAAGACUGGAACCCCCAAGGCUUGACAGACGGAGAAAUCCUGACCCAAACCCUAAUGUUAUAUGGAAACUUCUUUUUGGUUUGCCUCUUCCUCUUUUGCCUCCUCCGCAAGGCAUAUCCCAAGGCUUAUAACUUGCGGAGCGGUUGGAUUUCUCAAGAUGUGAUCGAGCCCAAUCCACGGGCCCAAAAUCCCGAUGCAAUGGGACGUUUCUCGUGGUUGUGGAAGGUUUGGUUUGUGGCGGAUACGGAGCUAAGCGACGAUUGCGGAAUGGAUGCCCUCUGUCUGAGCCGCGUGCUGGAAUGGGGAGCCCGUCUUACUUUGUUUGGGAGCCUUGUGGGUUGCAUCCUAUUGAUGCCUGUAUACGCCACUGCGGAUGGAGAUUAUAGUAUGAAAGGCGGCGUUGAGGAACUCAAUACCUCAAACGUGCCGGACGGCGCUGAGGGACGCGGCCGGUUUCUGGCAACCGUCUUGGCCGCCUAUUUGAUUUUUGGGUACACAAUGUAUUCAAUACUGCAUGAAUUUGAGUGGUUUUACACAUUCCGCUAUGAGUUCUUGAGCCGACCGAUCCCUCGCAACUAUACAGUUUACGUGCGGAAUUUGUCGGAAGAGUAUUGGACCUCUAAGGCUCUGGAGGAAUACUUUUCGAAUUUCGAAGUGAUUCGUUCUGGUUAUCACAGAUAUGAUGAUUUUAGCCUUGGUACCGAGGGUACUGCUUUGUAUCCUGGCUAUUCCAAGACAACACAGCAGUAUCUUUCGAAGAAUGCUAUGAAGGCGCGGGUGGCAUUGAAAAUCCCUAAAUUAAGUAAAAUGGUUGCGAAGCGAGUGUGUGUUUUACAGAAACUCGAGCACGCCAUCAAUGUCGAAGAUAUUUUGAAUAAAGUACCCAAAACCAUCGACGMUGCGUCUGGGCUCGAGAUCACCGUAGUAGAUUAUCUCUUUGGAGAGCUUAAAGAACUCAACAAAGAGAUUACGACUAUGAUUGAAACCAUCGACCGGCGUUCCAAGUUGGACAAUCCAUUGGACGAUUACCAUGCUGAGGACUACCAAAACCCAGUCUUGGUGGAGGGGAGCGACCAUGGAGACUACGACUUCGAAUAUGGCAACAAUACCUGUACAUACCACAACGGCGUGAUUGAUAUGAGAAGGAAUGGUCCGAAACGGAGAAAGCCACCCGACGCGUUUUUUGAUAGCAAGUCAGUGGAGCACUCGACAUCGUUCCAAGGCAAGCCAGCAAGUGUGGYUGCCGCAGAAUUUAUGACGGUUCCACACACCAUUGAAGACACAGACCAUCUAUUUCAAGAGGAUAUCACCGUUGCUGAGAAUAACGCAGACCUGACCAUGGACAGUUUGGAGGACUACAAUUUGAAUAGGAACAUGAAUGACAGUGAAAAUGAGAGCAACAGGAAUGGAUACGCGACCAAGAGUCCUCUAAUGAUUAUUGAUCAGGUAGGAAAGGUUGCCAAUGCUGGGAUCUCACACGUUGGCAAAGCCGCGAAUCUCGGAAUACAGGUCAUUGGUACGCAAAUGGAACGAGCGGCCGCUUUGGUAAGCAACAGGAAUGAUGACGGGGCUCCGACGACGGCAGCAUUUGUGACAUUUUCGAGCCUCAUGGCCUGUCAGGCAGCAAAACAGAUGAUGCAUUCAAGAGACGUCUUUGGAAUGGAAGUCAUCGAAGCCCCCGGUUGCGACGAUAUCCUGUGGAAGAACGUGGGCAAGGAACACAAAGAAUUGCAGAUGGGAUUGCUCCUGAGCAUACUCCUCACGUCUACCCUCUGUCUCUUCUGGACCAUUGUCAUUACAUUCAUUUCCACUUUAUCCUCGGUGGAAGGCUUGACGGGACUGAUACCUGAGCUCGAAGAGUUACUGCAAACGCAUGCAUGGCUAUACACGCUCUUGGCACAGAUCUCGCCGCUCAUGAUCGUGUUGACGAACUCGUUGCUGAGAGUAAUUCUGGAAGCUCUGUCUGGAUUGGAAGGACACGUGUCAAACGCAUUGAUUCAGGCAUCUCUCUUCAGCAAACUAAGUGCCUUUAUGAUCAUACAAACGUUUUUCGUCAAUGCGAUUUCGGGGAGUUUGAUCGCCGAGCUUUCGGCGAUUGUCCAAAAUCCCUCGGCUAUCAUAGAGUUGGUGAGUUGUUUGCCAAUUGUAUGAUUGAGAGUAACUCAAAUAUGAAUUCCUCUCUGCCAUCACUUCAUCUCUUCGUCUGACUUUGUUACUCUUAUGUGUCUGACUUGCAACGCAUGAAUAAAGCUCGCAAACUCGCUCCCCAAUCGAUCUUCAUUUUUCAUCCAGAUCAUGCUGGUUCAAACUUCCGUUGAUCUAAGCAUGGAACUCUUGCGCAUAUCGCCGGUUGGUGUUGCAUUUGUCCGAUCCUUGGUGGGUCCAAAAUUGACCGAGGACGAAAGACGAACUACAUGGAUGGGAUUACGGCCCUUUGCUGAUCCUAUGGAAUUUCAACACGCCUCUGUUUUAUCAGGAAUUGUCUUCUACUUCGUCGUUUUUUUUGUGUACGCGACACUGGCACCCAUCACAUCGAUAUUCACCUUUGUUUGUUUCGUGUUCAUGGGUGCUAGUUAUCGCCAUCAGUUUAUUUUCAUCUACCCUACAUUGCCGGACAGCGGUGGCAAGCUGUGGAUCCAGUUUAUGCAAAUAGUUCCUACCUCGUUGAUCAUAGGAGAACUAACCAUCGUGGGUUUUCUUGCGUUGAAAACCGCUCCCUUGGCGUCGUCCUUGAUGAUUCCACUCCUGCUCGUUACGAUUCUUUUCAACAUUUACAUUCGUCAAAUGCAUUUUGCUGUGACCAAUUUUUUGCCAGGAUGUGUUUGUGCGGAAGUAGAUCGCAAGAACAAGAUGGAUGGUCAAAUGCAUAUGAAAUUUCUUUCAAUGAACCAAUACAAACAGCCGGAAUUGCGAGACAAGGAACUUUACCCUAAGAACGCAUCAUUUGAACGGCAACUUCAGCACGGUAUACUAUGUUAUGAAGAUCCAGAAACGGACGACAGGGAAUUGGUGCCAAGGUAGCAACAUUUCGUCAUGAUACAUGAGAGGAACGCACACACUCUCCGCGGAAGGAUCAUUUGACCGCCUCAUGCUCACAAAUUGUAGUUGAUUUUACCAAGCUAAUGACCGGACGGUACGAAUAGAGUUUGACUCGGCAG